CCCUAGGCUAUUCAAAGGAGUUUGUCUAUGUAUCGAAAUGCCAGGUUUACUCCUUAUUUUUGAAACGCUACCUUUCGGAUAGGUGGUUAUAUUUGGCCACCUAAUCCAAAUUUAGGGGGUUUGCUUUGGCAAGCAGUUUACGUAACAGGGUGAGUGGAUCAGUUUUACCAAUAGACUUUAAAGUCCAGAAGUGCACUAAGCAGUAGGGAUGGACCGAUGGCCAUCAGAGAUAUCCUAUUCAUAUACCGCACUCUAACAGGCUAAUAGCGCGAUCUCUAAAUGUGGAUAAGGCGGUGGAGCUUUUCCUUGCUCAUAGAACGAAAUUAGCCCUCUGAAAGACUUUUCAAGGUUUCAUAAGGAACAGACUGGUGCACAUGAGGAGGUUACAGCGAAGCAGAUGAAACCAUGUCAAGCCUUGGUUGAUCAAAGUCAAACCGGGUAGCAUCACGAGUUCUAGGAACAUAAGUAGUGGAUAGAUGGUGAUUUCUGUAUCUAACAGAAUUUUUCUACGUCCAGAUCUGAUAUCUGUCAAAAGAUUACAAGGGUUUACUGCAGAGAUAUUUCCAACCUUGGUUGGUAUAUCAGUAAUAGCAUCAACAAAAGGCCAAGAAUUUUUCGAGUGGGUUGCAGCCGGUUCAUUUCUAGAACAAUGGCUUGAGUCCGUGGUUUUGCAACACAUGAGAUGGAAUGUUCGCCGGAAAGAUGCGGAUACACCAAAUCCUUCCACCCGGAUGCAUGUGAAUUUCAUGUUGCGGAGGCCAACAGGGGCCCUCUCACAUACCCCAGGAAGUGCAAAAACCAUAGACAGUCUCCCCUGUGGUAUUUGGGCUCAACACAUGCUGCGAUAGCCUGUACAGUCGUGGGA
Molecule: messenger RNA, 865 nt
Organism: Babjeviella inositovora NRRL Y-12698
Lineage: Eukaryota; Fungi; Ascomycota; Pichiomycetes; Serinales
Exons: 1
Coding region: 477-848 (123 amino acids)
Source: RefSeq, a predicted model, not a curated record